Molecule: messenger RNA, 996 nt
Organism: Dioscorea cayenensis subsp. rotundata (Guinea yam)
Lineage: Eukaryota; Viridiplantae; Streptophyta; Magnoliopsida; Dioscoreales; Dioscoreaceae
Product: protein LURP-one-related 15-like
Exons: 3
Coding region: 75-761 (228 amino acids)
Source: RefSeq, a predicted model, not a curated record
CAUCACUAUUUCACCAGUAUAUCAUCACCAUUAAUUUCCCGGUUCUACAACCCAUAAGCCAACUCUCUCCAGAGAUGAAAAACAGCAUCAUCGUCGGAGAAGAAUACUGCAAGCCUGAGCCGAUGGAAUUGGCUUUCAGUACAACGAUCAACGGAGUGAAGUACAAGGAGUUUGUAAUCACUGACCUUCAUGGCAAAGCCCUCUUCUGGCUUUCUAGUGAUAUUGCUAUCAAGAAGAAGUGGUUCAUAUUGGAUGCAGCCACUGGGCUCCCCCUUCUUUCCAUUAUAAAAAAGAAGUGGAGUCUUCAUAAAGGUUGGCAAGUAUUCCGAGGAGAUAGCACGGAUGAAAACAAUCACUUAUUUACAGUAAAAAAGAAUUCAAUUCUCAUGAUUCAUACAGAGUGGGACGUGCUUCUUACUGCUAACACUGAGGAAGUAGAAUGGGAUUUCAAGAUCACAGGAGAAUUCAGCAAGAGAUCAAUCAAAGUGUUUCAUAAGCAAAAUCCAAGUGCUGCAAUAGCUAAGAUGAGCCAGCAUGAUAAGGUGGUGAAGGUGAGACUGGCGAACUAUGCAUUCAGGAUGACUAUCAGUUCAAACAUAGACUUUGCCUUCGUUGCCUCGUUGAUUAGCAUAUUCCAUCAAUCGCAGCAAAGAAAAAAUGCACGCAAAGAAGGUAUGCAAACAGCAGCAAACGAAAUAGGACAAGGGGCAGUAGCUCUAGGGAAAUCGUUAGCACAAGCCGCGGCAUCUCAAUCUCAGUAAGGGGAAGAACAAGUACUACUACUGCAAACAAAACAAGAAACUCAAGAGGAAGAUAUAUGGUGAUGAAGAAGAAGAAGAAGAAGAAGAAGAAGAAGAAGAAGAAGAAGAAGAAGAAGAAGAAGAAGAAAAUGAUGAUGAUGAUGUGAUGAAGAAUAUUAUCCAUGUGUUUGCAUUAAUUCUUGGCUGCAUAUUAUGUCUUUUAAGAUUUAGGAUUUAGUGGCGUUUAUGUUUUGCA